GUUUCGUGUCGCUCGUUUUGUUCUAAAUCUCUUCUGGAAGGUUGCCGCAGCAGUCCGCAAGUCUACAGUUGCUUCGGAGAAUUCACACAAAGUAGAUCGGAUUGCUCUCAACGCUUAUUACUGUUCAGUGCUUAUCAUUUGUCGUCAUUGUUGCACAGAUACAUAACGGCAAAUUGAAAUAAGUGAAGAUGGAUUCAAGAAACCUCGUUGAAUUUUUGGAAUUGGUCGGAAGACUGAAGCAUAUGGCAAGAACAGGAUGGGUAUUACUCAAGAUUCCAAAUCCAGAAACAAUAUCAGGGCAUAUGUAUCGCAUGGCUAUGCUAUCAUUUUUGGUAGACAGCAAGGAGAACUUAAAUCGAGAAAAGAUUAUGCAAAUGACAUUAAUUCAUGACCUUGCCGAAUGUAUCGUUGGUGACAUUACACCACAUUGUGGAGUUACACCGGAGGACAAACAUCGACGUGAGGACGUUGCUAUGCAAGAAAUCUGUAGCCUUUUAGGAGAUAAGGGUUCUGAAAUGUUGGAGCUGUUCAGGGAAUAUGAGAAGCAAGAGUCCUCCGAGGCAAGAUAUGUCAAGGAUCUAGACAGACUAGACUUAAUAAUGCAAGCAUUUGAAUAUGAGAAACGAGAUCAGAUACCUGGAAAAUUGCAGGAGUUUUUUACCACACAGGAUGGAAAAAUAGCACAUCCAUCUCUUAAAUCUAUUGCAGACCAAAUUAUUACUGAAAGAGAAGCCCUAUUUCGCAUUCCAAAUAAUGUAUGAUCACUCAAAGUUUUAUACCUCAAAGUAGCAUCAUAGUAAGUAAUUACAGAUGCCGAUCCAAAAAUAGGUUUUUUGUUUUUAUACUUAAAAUUAAGUGACAGUUACAUUAAGUUAUUUUUUUUGUGCUUUCAUAACGAAGACAAAGGAUAAAGUGUCAAAUAAAUGCAAAGUUGACUUUUGCAUACUAAGCAUAGAAGUGGAUCAUUUUUUAAUAACAAAGAUUUUAAAUUAUAUAGGUGCAACAGUACAAAAAACUAGUAAAUUAGAAGCAGUAUUUCAAUAUUUAAUGAUAAUUAAAUCAGAAUCAAAUCGGAUGUAUACGAACGGAAAUCCUUUGUUUUGCCUCUAAUUGAAGUUUCAUUAUAAAUUGAAAUAUUGCAUCUUAUUUUUAAUUAUAAUAAGAAUAUGUCGUACCUUAUUAUUUUUACUAUAGUACUAGUUGCAAUUUAGUAUUUUGUGCUGUGCAUAGUUUCAAUCAUAUUCCACAUGUUUUAAGUUAAUAUUUAUUAUAAAAUAUCCACAUGAAUGUGUUACAUUGAAACAAUUGUAUUGGUAUAUUGUAAUCAACAUUUUCAAUAUUUGUUCUUUUAGUAUUGCUGCAUUGCGACUUGUAUUAAUUAUAUUUGUGAACAUCAGAUAUAAUUUUUGUAUGCUCUUUCCUAAUAAUCUGUUCAAUAACGUAUCCUCUGUUAACUACUAAAUGAUAAUAUAACUGGAAUAAAUAUGUGCUUAUUCUUUAAUGAAUUGAAUGAUUGUACGAAGUAAGUACGUAAUAUUAGCAAACAUAAAUAUUUUGAUUAUUCUAGAUAUAAUUUGCAACAAAGGCUGAUAAUUGGAAAAGCAUUUGUUAGUAAAAUUUCAAAAUUGUCUCACCAGUUCACAGAUAUAGUCAGUGUAUACUUAAGCAGAAAUUAUAUAAAAUGUUGACUGCAUUACUGCUGUACUAAGAAAAAGUGUCAAUGAGUCUUAAUUCAACAACAUAAAUGUUUUAACAAAGUAUGGUUUAUACUAAA
Molecule: messenger RNA, 1774 nt
Organism: Cephus cinctus (wheat stem sawfly)
Lineage: Eukaryota; Metazoa; Arthropoda; Insecta; Hymenoptera; Cephidae
Product: HD domain-containing protein 2
Exons: 4
Coding region: 189-761 (190 amino acids)
Cellular component (GO): cytoplasm
Molecular function (GO): 5'-deoxynucleotidase activity
Source: RefSeq, a predicted model, not a curated record